AAAUGGAAGCGUGCGCGUGUACUGGUCCUGAGGCUCGUUCAUAGGUCUGUGUCAAUGCGUUCGCUGUUGCGUCUCAGGAGCACAAGCGAUGAGAGGGACUCAGCCUAACAGGAGGGAGAGCCAGAAUAUAAACCCCUCCGUCGGUCGGUUAGUCCAUCUCGGUAGGCGUUGAUCGUACUCAAAUCUGCUCAUUCACUCUCAUCCCCUCAUUUGCUUCAUUCGGCAGGACCAGUUUAUUCGUUACGUUCUUUUACACACGCUAAACUUCUUUCAUCAUGAGAUUCGCCAUCGUCGCCCUCCUUCUCGGAGCCACCAGUGCUUACGUCGUUACCGGCGGCAACUCCCAGAGCGAUGCUGCUGUAGCUGCUCGUAAUGUUGUGAGCGGACGCUCCGACAUCGCCAUCGACGCGAGGGACCCUCACCACAAGGGCCGAAAGCAGCAGCGUGAUAUCGAGAUUGAUGCUCGUGACCCUCACCACAAGGGUCGUAAGCAACAGCGCGACAUCGAGAUCGAUGCUCGUGACCCUCACCACAAGGGCCGUAAGCAACAGCGCGACAUCGAGAUCGAUGCUCGUGACCCUCACCAUAAGGGCCGUAAGCAGCAGCGCGACAUCGAGAUUGAUGCUCGUGACCCUCACCACAAGGGCCGUAAGCAACAGCGUGACAUCGAGAUUGAUGCUCGUGACCCUCAUCACAAGGGUCGCAAGCAACAGCGUGACAUCGAGAUCGAUGCUCGUGACCCUCACCACAAAGGGCGCAAGCAACAGCGCGAUAUCGAGAUUGAGGCUCGUGAACCUCAUCACAAGGGUCGCAAGCAACAGCGCGACAUCGAGAUCGAGACCCGUGACCCUCACCACAAGGGCCGAAAGCAGCAAAAGCGCGAAGUCGACGAGGCCGAGGUCGAUGCUGAGGUCGAGGCUAGAUCCCCGCACCACAAGGGCCGUAAGCAGCAGCGCGAUAUCGAGGCGAGGCACCACAAAGGAAGAAAGCAACAGAAGCGUGAGGCUGAGGCUGAGGCUGAGGACGAUGCUGAACUCGAGACUCGCGACCCUGCCCCUCACCACAAAGGACGCAAGAACCAACGUCGCCACCACAAGGGCAGGAAGCAGCAGAAGCGUGAGGCCGAGGCUGAGGCUGAGGCUGAGGCCGAAGCCGAACAUGAUCUCGAGACUCGUGACCCUCACCACAAGGGACGCAAGGGCAACUAAAUCAGAAGCAAUUGAGCUUCGACCGGGGGUUUAGGAUGGUGACUGCGUCUUUAUCUUAACUCCCGGACAGUUUGUGCACCCUGGUGGAUGUAAUGAGCUUUAGUGUUUUCUUUGGUACCUAUUUUGUCUCCUGCAACUAAACGAUAGUCAGGUGUGUAGUAUAU
Molecule: messenger RNA, 1372 nt
Organism: Paraphaeosphaeria sporulosa
Lineage: Eukaryota; Fungi; Ascomycota; Dothideomycetes; Pleosporales; Didymosphaeriaceae
Exons: 12
Coding region: 276-1208 (310 amino acids)
Source: RefSeq, a predicted model, not a curated record